AAAUUAAAAUUAAAAUUAUAAGUGUAAUAAUAAUACUUUUUUCUCAGUGUAGUUGAUACAACAUUGUUUAUUCAUUAAAAUCUAACAUAUUUUACCAAGAGUGAAAUCUAAUAUAGCUUUACUUUUUAUCGAUGUGAAUACUGGAUUAAAACAUUUUUUAUUAUUAAUUUUUGACAGAAAAAAAAGUAUCCAUACAUCAAUUCAAAUUAUUUGUUGCAAAUAUGUGAACGAAUACACUCUACUCUUGAAAAAGAUGUACCUUCUUGUGUUUCAACUACUCCUUCUUUACUCGGAGCUGGUAAACAAUCACUCCUGCGAACCAAAGAAGAUAUUUUAAAACACCGUCUUAGUAUUGUAACAUACUCAGGAAGACGAGGAAGAAGGCCGUUCUUCGGUCGAAAUGGAAAUUUAAUAUGUGAUAAUAUUGUUCGGAUUAUUCAAGGUCGUGAAAAUUCUGGACCUUUAAAUCGAAGAGAGGCAAUCCCACCUAAAUUUUAUUCCAAACUACAAUUAUAUCGUCAUACGUUAGGUCAUUUGUCAGCAGUUUACUGUGUUUUAUAUGAUCGAACAGGAAAAUACAUCAUUACAGGAGCUGAUGACUUACUUGUUAAAGUAUGGAGUGCAAUUGAUGGUCGAUUGUUUGCCACUUUUCGAGGGGCUUCAUCAGAAAUAAUGGAUAUAGCUGUAAAUUUUAAUAAUACGCUUUUGGCGGCGGGAAGUUUGGAUCGGAUCUUACGAAUUUGGUGCUUCCAAACAAUGUCACCAAUAGCAGUAUUAUGUGGACACUCGGGGAUGGUUACUUCUGUUAAUUUCUGUCCUAUCACCUGCAAUGGUGUUAAUUACCUGGUAUCAACAAGUACGGAUGGAUCAGUGGCAUUUUGGUCGUACACUCAAAAGUCCAAUGAAAGAGCAGUUUUUCAACCAAAGCCUAUACAAUAUCAUGAAAAAAUGAGACCUGGACAAGCACAAAUGAUCUGUGCAUCAUUUAGCCCAGGCGGUACCUUUAUGGCAGCUGGUUCUGCAGAUCACCAUGUGCGCGUGUAUUCCAUGUUAGAAGAAGAAGGUCCUCGCCGUGUUCUUGAAGUUGAAGCCCAUACAGAUACUGUUGAUAGUAUACAAUGGGCUCAUAUGGGAUUAAAGUUUAUUUCUGGGUCAAAAGAUGGAACAGCAAAUGUUUGGCAUUUCGAACAACAACAGUGGGUGCACAAACGUCUUUCAAUGAACACGAAAUUAUCUGAUGAUGUUAAGGUUGAUGAAGAUACAAUAAAAAAAGCAAAAGUAACAAUGGUGUGGAAUGCUAAAAGUGGAGAAUUAAUGAAGAUUUUAAGAGGUCACAAAGAUGAAGUCUUUGUUUUAGAAGCUCAUCCUAUUGAUCCUCAAGUAAUAUUAAGUGCUGGACACGACGGACAGUUAAUUGUUUGGGAUGUGCUUAAUUCUGAACCAAUAGCAUGUUUUCAAAAUUUCAUUGAAGGACAGGGUAACGGAGCUGUAUUUGAUGCGAAGUGGUCACCAGACGGUACAAUGCUUGCAGCUACAGAUUCUCAUGGCCAUUUAUUGAUGUAUGGAUUUGGAUCUGGAGUUGAAAAACUUAAAAUUAUUCCCAAGGAAUUGUUCUUUCAUACAGACUAUCGACCGCUCAUUCGAGAUAGCAAUAAUUAUGUAUUAGAUGAACAAACACAAACUGCACCACACUUGAUGCCUCCGCCAUUUUUGGUUGAUGUCGAUGGAAACCCGUAUCCACCAUCGCUUCAACGAUUAGUCCCAGGUAGAGAAAAUUGUCGGGGAGAACAAUUGGUUCCCAAUAUUGCAGUAGGUGUAGGAGGAUUACAAGAAGUUAUCGAAGGAAUACCAGAUCCUGAACCACGCUCAAAUAUCGAUCGUCUUAUUGAAGCUCUUGCACAAAGACAAAAUUUGAACACCGGAGAUAAUGAAAAUAUUGACGAUCGCGAAGAAAAUUUUAAUGAAUCUCAAAUCCGUCAAAUAACUAGUCCACGUGGUAAUCGUUUAGGAUUACGAAGAGUUGGGGAUGUUGAAGGAGUGAGACAAAGUAGUGGAAACUGGCAACGAGAUAAUACUACGCCUUGGAAUAAACCAAUCCUGGUACCACCGAUUCAUGAAGCAAUACAACAAACGCAGCUAGAAAAAUUGUAUUCAAUGGCCGAUAUGGAAAUAGAAAUUUGGAAAAGAGAAAUGAAGAAACGCCCGUUACCUCCUGUGAAACUCGUUGAAGCUUCAGAUCAUGCCAAUAACUAUUUAACGAAUCGAAAACGGAAGAAUGGAGUAAGACAUGGUUACCGAACCAGAGCCGCAAGAGAUGACGAACAAAAUGAUGACGAAAAUAAUUCGGAAAAUAGAGAGCUUUCAGGAACCUCGGAAAGCAGUCAUAGCAAUGACUCUUCGGCUCAUGAAGAAGAUUUGUGUUCUGACACUACUACGUCAGAUACAAGUAGUGAAUAUUCCGAUUGGAUUGCAGAUCAUGGAUUACACUUAGAACCGCCAACUCGGAGUAAAAGAAAACCAAUGAAUAAAAGAUCGGUCACACCAUCUACUGAUCUGAAUAAGCAGAGAAACCAACGUCUGAAGAAAAAGUUAAUGACAGUACCGAAUGGAACAGCGGAAGUACCUGACGUUUUUCGUCCUUCAGAAUGGCUUACUGAAGUAAUACCUCGUAAAGCACCAUAUUACCCACAAAUAGGUGAUGAGGUGGUAUAUUUUCGACAAGGUUAUAAUUUAUAUUUUGAUGCAGUCAAGAACAAAAAAGUUUACUCUUUGAGCACACGCUGUGAACCAUGGUCUAAAAUGGAGAUCAAAGCUCACGAAUUUGUAAAAGUUGUAGGAAUUAAGUAUGAAAUUCGUCCACCUCGACUCUGUUGUUUGAAAUUAGCAUUGAUGGAUGAAGAAGGCCAUUUAACAGGAAAUACUUUCACAAUUAAAUAUCACGAUAUGGCGGAUGUAUUAGAUUUUCUAGUACUACGACAAACUUUUGAAACGGCAUUAAAUCGAAAUUGGUCAGAAGGAGAUCGUUUCAGAUGUAUGAUUGAUGAUGGUUGGUGGAUGGGAGAAAUCGAAUCAAUGGAGCCACUUGAUGAAGAGUUUCCCGAAUCAUAUUUUAUGUGUUUUCGUGUGAGAUGGGACAAUGGAGAGUAUGAAAAAAUGAGUCCAUGGGAUUUAGAACCUAUAGAUGCAGAAAGACUUCCUAUUGAAAUUGGGGGUGCUGUUCCUGUUCUACCUGAAGAAAUUCAAAAUACACUGUAUCAACCUCAACCCGAUGAAUGGCCUAUGGGAGAUAGAGAAGCUACUUGCCGUCGUAUAGUUCGUGGAAUUGAUCAAGUUAUGUCACUUGCUAUAGCUGAACCAUUUAUAACUCCAGUUGAUCUCAAUAUUUAUCCAGCUUAUGCAUUUGUUGUUGAAUAUCCUAUCGAUUUGUCGACUAUUAAAACACGUUUGGAGAACCAUUUUUAUCGUAGAAUCAUAUCCGCACAAUUUGAUAGAACCGGUAGAUCGGUUAGAACACCCUGAUUACUAUCAAUUAAUAGAUACACCAAUGGAUCUUCGAACAGUGAAAGAAGAUUUACUGGGGGGUAAUUAUGAAACACCUUUAGAGUUUGCUAAAGAUAUGAAGCUAAUUUUCACAAAUAGUAAAAACUACAACACUAACAAACGAUCAAAAAUAUAUUCGAUGACAGUAAGGUUAUCAGCUAUGUUUGAAGAACAUAUGCGGAGAAUCAUUUACCUGUGGAAUUCAAACAAACGGCGGACUAAAAAUUGCCAGAUGAAAACUCGUCAGCGCACAUCAAAAGAGUUGAAGACUUCUCUAACGACUAAUGCUGGUCCAUCUAGAAGAAGAUGUGAAACAACAAGCGAUGAUGAUGAGGAUGAUGAUGAUGAUGAUGAUGAUGAUGAUGAUGAUGAUGAUGAUGAUGAUGAUGAUGAUGAUGAUUCAAAUGAUGAGGAUGAAGAUGAAGAGGAUGAUGAUGACGACGAUGAUGAUGAUAAUGAUGUUGUCGUUGAUGAUGAAGACGACAAUGGUGACAAUGAGCAUAAUGAUAAUAAUAACGAUGAUAAUGCUGAUGAUGGUGACGAUGAUGAUGAUUAUGAUGAUGAUAAUGACAAUGGACAUAAAAGAAAAGUGAAUUUAAAAAAAAAUAAGAAACAAAAUAAAGUAACUGUUCAUAAUAAACAAACAUCGUACUGCAAUGAAUCAGGUCCAUCUCAAAUUACAAAUGGUCAUAUCAACCAUUCUACUGAUUCAAGACCAAUCAGAAAUAGAAAAUCUUCAUCAAAAAAUAUCCCGAAAAGUAAAAACGAUUCCACUGAAUCUGAUUCGUCUACCAAUAACAUCACUGAUGAUAAUCAGACUAUUCUACGAAGAAAAAACGAAGUUAGUCUAAGCAAUUAUAAGAAUUUAAAUGACAACAUCAAGUCUGUAAGAAGCAGAGGAUCUAUUAUAAAACGAGGGUUGAGAAGAAAAGGUAUUCUUCGUACGAAUCGAUCAGCAUUAAAAAAUUAUGCAGAGAGUAAUGGUGAUGAAAAUGAUGAAAAUCAAGAAAUUAUUGAACAGCAGGAAUCCACAGCCAGUGAAAGUUCACAAAAUAUUGAAAAUGAAAGAAUACAAGCCCAUGCAAUUCCAGAAACAGAUUCAGUGCCCGAUCAAAUAUCUUAUACUAGCGGUCCAUCUCCGAAAAAUAGAAGUGAAGAAACAUCAUCAGAUAGCAGUUGCAUAGAAAAAUUAAAUUACAAUGUUUCAAAUAGUAGAGAUUCUGAAAGUUAUGAAUCUACAGCAAGAAAUAAACAGAUAAAAUCGCAGAAAAAGGGAAGAAGAAGAAGACGGCGAAGAAAAAGAAUAUCUAUAAAUGAUUCCGAUAACGAAGAGACAAUAGGAAGUUCUCGAAGAGGGAUGAAACGUGUACGAUACUGUGAAGAUAGUGACGAAACUGAAUCUAUUCCUUCAAGAGAUAGGCGGAAAGUAAAAAAACCUGACUAUACUGAACAAAGUGAUGAAAGCCCACCUGAACCUGGGAUCAGUAUAAGUAGUAGAGGUCGUGUACGAAAAAUGACCGCAAAAGCACGUGCUUUUUUAUUAGAGUCACCAUAA
Messenger RNA from Cotesia congregata, 5095 nucleotides. The record is from the annotation of a GenBank genome assembly. Lineage: Eukaryota; Metazoa; Arthropoda; Insecta; Hymenoptera; Braconidae.